Theobroma umbraticum is the source of this 910-nucleotide messenger RNA. Its product is annotated as putative yippee-like protein Os10g0369500. NCBI's taxonomy places the organism in Eukaryota, Viridiplantae, Streptophyta, Magnoliopsida, Malvales, Malvaceae. The record is from RefSeq and is a predicted model, not a curated record.
UACCCUUUGUCGUUUCCAAACGACACGCGGCGCUAUCUCGAUCGUUCCUGUCCGAAUGGACUUUUUUGGUCGGAGAACGCGAGUCCAACUCGGUCCCCAAACUUCCUCAAAACGCAACGUGAAUAAAUUGGAUUUUCCACCGAUUUCGAGAACCGAAUGAAGAAAGUCAGGUUGAUCGGUUGAUUGAAAACCAGGGAAUCAAUCGAUCGAAGAGAAGAACAGAAAGAGAAUCGAAGGGAUCGGGAGGGAUGGGGAGGCUGUUCAUAGAGACGCUGAGUGGGGCCAGGAUCUUCAAGUGCAAAUGUUGCAAGGUCGACUCGGCCUCCCACGACGACAUCGUUUCAAAGGACUUUCACGGUCGUUUUGGGCGUGCUUAUCUCUUCCGCAAUGCGGUAAAUAUUAGCCUGGGGCCGACGGAAGAGCGAAUGUUGUCGACCGGAUUGCACACAGUCACUGACAUUUACUGUAGCUCUUGCCAGCAAAUUCUGGGUUGGAAAUACGAGAAGGCUUUUGAGGAGAGCCAAAAGUAUAAAGAAGGAAUGUUCAUUCUUGAAAAGGAACGGAUGUUCAAGGAGGGCUGGUGAUAAUGCCCUUGGAACAACAACAAGAAGAAGAUAUUUCAGAUUGUCCUAGUAGAUAUACUCUCGUUGAUGGUGAAGGUUAUCAUGCUUGCAGCUCACGUUACCACUCAACUGAAGACCAUCUUUUGAAUAUUUUCCUUUUUCGAUACCAUCAUUUUACUUAUACAAUGUCUUACCAUGCUAGUUUUCGUGCAUUGUGUUUGCUGACAUCAUUGAGUUCUCGGUGGUAUUGUUCUUUUUCUCUUUUUGCUUGGAAAAUGUUUUGGUAGUAUAGAUUUUGACAACUUGGAUUGAAUGAACUCUUUACACUAAACAGUUUUUCCUCUGAA